AGCCCUCAUUUCACCACCCAAUAUUUGACAAACAAACCAGAAGAUACUGCCAGCCCUCAACACCUAACCUGAUCCGUCUUCCCCAUUGCUUCCCUUGUCACUCAACUUGCCGUUUGCUGCAUUUGCCGCCGUGACGGUCGUUGCUACCGUUGUUGGAAUGGUGCAAAAUAAUAUCUGAGUUGUAACCACCUCCUCAACUUCAUCCUCUGGUGGCGCCGCCUCUAAGGUGUUUUGAUUGUCUUCACAAAACCCUAAACCCUAAUUAUUUUUCCUUAAAAAUCAAAACUUUCAAAUUCCCGUUCUUUGUUGAGUUAUUACUUGUUGGAAGAACUUUUUGAUCGAAGAUGCAGCACGAUGAAGUCAUUUGGCAAGUUAUUCGCCACAAUCACUGCAGUUUCAUGUCCAAAAUUGAAACGGGGAAAUUUUGCCGAAAUCCAUAUAAUGUGACUGGGAUUUGCAACCGAAGCUCUUGCCCUCUUGCUAAUAGUCGAUAUGCUACAAUCCGAGACCAUGACGGGGUACUUUACUUGUACAUGAAAACUAUUGAGAGAGCUCAUAUGCCUAACAAGUUGUGGGAAAGGGUUAAGUUGCCGAGAAAUUACUUGCAGGCGCUCGGAAUCAUCGAUAAGCAUUUGAUGUAUUGGCCGAAAUUUCUCGUGCACAAGAUAAAGCAGCGGCUGACCAAGAUGACUCAAAUGCGCAUACGGAUGAGGAAGCUCGCUUUAAAAACUAGGGAAAAGAUUAUGACAACUCCUAGAAAGGAGAUGAAAAGGGAUGCUAGAAGAUUGGAGAAAGCUGAGAUAGCGGCAGUAAUAGAGAAGAAAAUUGAGGAGGAAUUGCUUGAACGUCUUAACAGAGGUGUCUAUGAUGACAUUGGCAACUUAGAUACGAAAAUAUGGAAAAAGAUUCUGGAGGAAAACGAGAUUGAACAGGAACUUGAAGAGGAACCUGAGAUUGAAUAUGUGGAAGGCUUUGAAGAACUAGAAGAGGAAGAUGAUAUGGAAGAUUUUGGUGCUUUUGCAAAGAAUGGUCCCCUUGGUGAUGAUGACGAAGAUGACAUGGAUGCGGAUGAUGAAGAUGCUGAAGGUUCAACUAGAACGAGGGGCAGAAAAGAAUCCAAAUUCUCUUCAGAGAUUGUUGAUAAAGAUGAGCCUUCCAAGUCAAAGAAGAAAGCAAGGGUUCUUGUUGAGGUUGAACAUGAAGAUGGUGGAGAAAGACAGGCAGCAACUCACUGAGAGUUACGUUCAAUUUUGUAAACUAGGUUAGGUUAUGUAACGUAAUACUUGCAUUGCAAACAAAGAGAGGUGGAACUGUAGUAGUAAGCAAUUGUGAUACUAAUAUGAUUUUUGUUCAGUUUUGUGCAAGGGUGGCAAAGUCCACACUCCGGUUUAUUUCUUUCA
Messenger RNA from Spinacia oleracea (spinach), 1400 nucleotides. RefSeq lists its product as uncharacterized. Bases 345 to 1235 code for a protein of 296 amino acids. Gene Ontology annotation, biological process: maturation of 5.8S rRNA; maturation of LSU-rRNA. The transcript is spliced from 9 exons. The record is from RefSeq and is a predicted model, not a curated record. Gene Ontology annotation, cellular component: preribosome, large subunit precursor; nucleolus. Lineage: Eukaryota; Viridiplantae; Streptophyta; Magnoliopsida; Caryophyllales; Amaranthaceae.